AUGGCCGCCGCCACCCAUCACCACCCGCCCCACGCGUCGUCUCUUCCUGCCAGUCAACCUCCUGCGUCCAAAUACGGCUACGCGCUCAACUUUGACUGGAAACACCCGUGGCCGCGGGCGCCCACGCCGUCGAACGAAGACGCGCGACUCGCGGAGCUCGCGCGCUACCGCAUCCUCGAGUCAGAGCCCGACGAGAAGUUUGACAAACUCUGCCGCAUCGCGUGCAAAGAGAUGAAGUGCCCCAUCGCGGCCGUGAGCUUCAUCGACAAGCAAAAGCAGUGGUUCAAAGCCAACAGCGGCCUCACGCAGCGCCAGAUCCCGCGCGACGUUGCGCUCUGCGCGCACACGAUCAUGCACGCCAAGCGCGCGCUCGUGGUCGAAGACACGUCGCUCGACGAGCGCUUCCAGCACAACCCGCUCGUCACGCGCGCGUCGGCCGUGCGCUUCUACGCCGGUGUGCCCAUCACGACGCCCAGUGGCUACUGCAUUGGUUCGGUCUUUGUCUUUGACGUCAAGAGCCACCACCACGUGGACGCCAAGAUCCUGCACAAGAUCGCGGCCAAAGUGCUCAAGUACAUGGACGAGCGCCUCAAACAGCUCGCGGCGUCCGCUGCUGCUGCUACUGGCGGCGGCGCCAGUCAACCGCUGCCGGCAGACGGGACGGCGCAGGGGAGCGGGCCGAGCGCGGUGUUUGCCCCGUCGUUGUCGACGUCGUCCCUGUCUCUGUCCCGGUCAGACGGGCCGGCGCCAACGCGGAAACAACUUGUCGCACCAGCGCAAUUGCAGUCGCAGUCGCUGCCCUACCCCCGCACGAGGGAGCAACAGCCGGCGGGAGAGACGGCGAUGCGCGAGCACGGGCCGCUAUCGCCGGCGAAACCCGAACCCGCGGCCGAACCCGUGCCCGAGGUCGAGCGUGGGGCGAUCGUUCAGGCGGCGCCGGCCGCCGCUGCGUCGAGCACAGCUCUGGAAGCGCAGGCGCAGAACGGACUGGGGAACAUGGGCUCGAUGCUCAUGAAUCUGCUGGCGCGCACGACGGAGACGCAGCAGCAGCUCGCGGCGCAGCAGGGCGUGAUGUUUGAGACGCUGGGCGAGCACUCGAGCCAGUUGGACCAGCUGGGGCAGUCGAUGACCAACUUGGAGAAGCGGUUCGAGCAAGUGCGGCUGAAGAAGGAGCAGCAGCAGCGGACCGGCGCGGCGGGCUCGCGGCGGUCGAAGCGCGUGUAG
Hyaloperonospora brassicae is the source of this 1224-nucleotide messenger RNA. Lineage: Eukaryota; Oomycota; Peronosporomycetes; Peronosporales; Peronosporaceae. The record is from the annotation of a GenBank genome assembly.